Molecule: messenger RNA, 15285 nt
Organism: Bufo bufo (common toad)
Lineage: Eukaryota; Metazoa; Chordata; Amphibia; Anura; Bufonidae
Gene: BIRC6
Product: baculoviral IAP repeat containing 6
Exons: 74
Coding region: 68-14830 (4920 amino acids)
Biological process (GO): regulation of cytokinesis; apoptotic process; negative regulation of apoptotic process
Cellular component (GO): nucleus
Molecular function (GO): cysteine-type endopeptidase inhibitor activity; ubiquitin conjugating enzyme activity
Source: RefSeq, a predicted model, not a curated record
CGUCAGGCGGGUGUCGUCACUUCCAGUGUCUCCUCCUGUCCGUGCGGCUUCCUGGCUGCUGCCCCGGAUGGUGUAUAGCGGUAGCGGAGCUGCUGCGGCUGCUGCUCUCCUGUCACCUGACGCAGCGGCCGGCGGCCCUCUUCCUCCUCCUCACCCCGCUCCCGUGUCGGAAACCUCAUCCUCCUGCCCCCGGAGUUCUAGCUCGUCAACCUCUAGUCCUCGCUCUUCCCCCGGCCUCCCCGCCCCGGUGUCCCGCCCGGAGGGGGCCCGGCUGCCGAAGAUGGCGGCGGGGGCUGCAGCGGGAUCCUUGGAGUGGUUGGUGCUUAGAGAUGGAUGUCUGCGCUGUGAUGAGCACGGUGUGAGCAGUUUAUCCUAUCAUCCGGCGCUGAACGCCAUCCUGGCCGUCACCACCCGGGGCAGCAUCAAAGUCAUCGACGGCACGUCCGGGGCCAUUCUGCAGGCGUCCGCCAUACACGCAAAGCCUGGUGGUCGGGUGAAGUGUCAGUAUUUUCCAACUGUGGAUAAAGUUAUCUUUGUGGAUGACUAUGCAGUGGGUUGUCGGAAGGAUCUAAAUGGCAUUUUAUUAUUAGACACCGCACUUCAGACUCCAGUCUCUAAAUCAGAUGAUGUAGUCCAGCUUGAAUUGCCAGUUACUGAGGUGCAGCAGUUGUUAUCCGCUUGCCUAGAGAAGAUCGAUGUGUCCAGUGCAGAAGGCUAUGAUUUAUUUAUUAUGCAGCUCAAGGAUGGCUUUAAAAAUACCUCACACGAGACAGCAGCAAAUCAUAAGGUUGCCAAGUGGGCAACUGUCACAUUUCAUCUUCCUCAUCAUGUGUUAAAGUCAGUAACCGGUGCCAUUGUGAACGAGCUGAAGAAGAUAAAUCAAAACGUUGCGGCGCUGCCUGUAGCAUCUUCUAUAAUGGACAGACUGUCCUACCUGUUACCUAGUGCAAGGCCUGAGCUUGGCGUGGGACCAGGACGAUCUGUGGAUCGGUCCUUGAUGUAUAGUGAAGCGAACAGACGGGAGACCUUCACUUCUUGGCCACAUGUUGGCUACAGGUGGGCUCAGCCCGACCCUAUGGCUCAAGCAGGUUUUUACCAUCAGCCAGCUUCCUCAGGAGAUGAUCGAGCCAUGUGCUUCACGUGUAGCGUAUGUUUAGUUUGCUGGGAACCUACAGAUGAACCAUGGUCUGAACACGAGAGACAUUCCCCAAACUGUCCUUUUGUGAAAGGUGAACAUACUCAGAAUGUACCCCUCUCGGUUACUCUUGCAACAUGUCCUGCCCAGUUUCCCUGCACAGAUGGCACAGAUAGAAUAUCCUGUUUUGGGGUGGGGAACUGUCCACACUUUCUAGCUACUGCAACAAAAAGAGGAAAAAUUUGUGUGUGGGAUGUAUCUAAACUUAUGAAGGUGCACUUAAAAUUUGAGGUAAAUGCAUAUGACCCUGCAAUAGUUCAGCUCCUAGCUCUUGCUGGUGACUCGAGCACUACCGCGGUGGAGACUCGAAGACCAACACUUGCGUGGUUAGAAGAUUCAUCCAGUUGUUCAGAUAUUCCAAAAUUAGAGGGAGACAGCGAUGACUUGCUCGAUGAUUCAGAUAGCGAGGAGCGAUCAAGAUCUGACUCAGUAACAGGGCACACUUCUCAGAAGGAAACUCUGGAGAUAGGCUUGGAUAUAACUGCUCUUAGUAUACUGCAGCAGCCAGAGAAGCUACAGUGGGAGAUUGUGGCUAAUGUUCUUGAAGAUACUGUAAAGGAUUUAGAAGAACUUGGAGCAAAUCCUGCUUUAGUUGGUUGUAAAAAUGAAAAGACCAAGGAAAAACACUUAGAACAGCACAACAUUCCCUUUCCUUGCUUACUGACCGGUGGUUUAUUGACCUACAAGUCCCCCGUCUCCUCCCCCACAAGUAGCAAUUCUCGCAGGUCGCUCGAUGCUUUAAGCAGGACUCCCGGUGAGAGCUCCUCAGAGCAGGGCUCCACUGAUAAUGAAUCUGGCACGAACUCUGAUCUUAACUCUCCUAUGGUGAAAAGGACGCUACCUAUUUUACUGCUUUACAGCAUUAAAGAGUCUGACGAAAAAGCAGGGAAACUUUUUUCUCAUAUGAACAAUAUUAUGAGCAAAAGUCUACACGAUGAUGGAUUUACUGUCCCACAAAUCAUUGAGAUGGAGCUCGAUAGCCAGGAGCAGUUGCUUCUUCAAGACCCCCCAGUCACUUACAUCCAGCAGUUUGCUGAGGCCACAGCCAGUCUGACGUCCCCUGACACAGACAAGUGGACGUCUAUGGUUCCCAAGCCUGGGACACUGGUGCAGUGCAUGCGGCUGCCUAAGUUUGCAGAGGAGGAGAACCUCUGUGUAGAUUCCAUUAUACCUUGCGCUGAUGGCGUCCAUCUCUUAAUAGGUUUACAGAAAUGUCCUGCCGAGUCCUUGAGUGCAAUAAAUCAAGUAGAGGCCUUGAAUAAUUUAAACAAAUUGAAUUCGGCUCUUUGCAGUAGAAGGAAAGGAGAAGCUGAGCACUGUCUCGGCAGUGUGAAUGGGACAAGUAUCAAUGUUAUCCCCUGUGAGUCUUCAGCCGAUGUUCACGACCCUUUAAUUAUUCAACCAGUCCAGAGGAGUGUGAGUGGUGGAUACUUGUUGAUUUACAAAAUGAAUUAUACAACCAGAAUAGUGACUCUGGAAGAGCAACCGGUAAAAAUCUUGCAUAUUAAAGACCCUCAGGAUGCUAUUACCUCACUUAUUUUAUUACAACCUGAUAUUUUAGAUAACAGAGAGGACGACUGUGAGGAGUCUUCAGAAGACGCCCCACUGACUCCUAAAAAUCUGGGCGGUAAAGAGAAGAAAUUGGAAUUGCAUAGCCUAGGACAUUUAGUGGUAACAACGCAAGGUGGAUUUGUGAAAAUUUUAGAUCUUUCAACAUUUGAGGUCAUGGCUAAAGUGGAUCCACCGAAAAAGGAAGGAACAGAUGAUGCUGACCCUUUUGUAUCAGUUGUCUACUGUUCGGGCACAGACAGAUUAUGUGCCUGUACUAAAGGUGGAGAACUUCAUUUUCUUCAAAUUGGAGGAACAUGUGAUGAUCUUGAUGAAACGGAUAUCCUUGUUGAUGGGUCAUUGACAAAGGGGGUAGAGCAGUUAACAGAAGGCAUCAAGCCGUUGUCAAACCCUUCAAGUCCUGGUAUCACAAGUGUGGACCUUUUAGUGGAGCAGCAAUUCUCCCUGGAAAUGUUGACCUGCUUAGUAGAACUAACUCGUUUUGAGACUCUGAUACCAAGGUUUUCUGCAACUGUGCCACCAUGCUGGGUGGAAGUUCAGCAGGAACAACAACAAAGACGCCAUCCCCAACAUUUGCACCAGCAGCACCAUGGCGAUGCUGCCCAGCACACCCGUACUUGGAAACUGCAGAAUGACAGCACCAGCUGGGAUGAACACGUCUUUGAACUGGUGUUACCAAAAGCCUGUAUGGUGGGGCAUGUUGACUUCAAGUUUUUGCUGAAUUCAAACAUCACUAACAUUCCACAAAUCCAAGUGACAUUGCUCAAAAACAAGGCACCGGGAUUAGCCAAAGUUAAUGAGACACCAGUGGAUAGACACAUAUCCUUUCCUCUGUCCGCAGCCUUCAAUGUUGAAGUGCAGAGAAAUGGAAAGCCUACUCUGGUGGAUCUAAAUGAGGACAUGCAGAACAUGGAUGUGGAGGAUUCUCUGUGCCCACGGUUGUGCCCAUUUUUGGAAGAACACAAAGAAGAUAUCCUAUGUGGUCCAGUGUGGCUGGCAAGUGGUCUUGAUCUAUCAGGUCAUGCGGGAAUGCUGACCUUGACAAGUCCUAAGCUUGUAAAAGGUAUGGCCGGAGGCAAGUAUCGGUCCUUUUUAAUUCAUGUGAAGGCUGUGAAUGAUAGAGGAUCAGAAGACCUUUGCAAUGGUGGAGCCAGACCAGUUGUAAGGAUGCCCUCUUUAAAACCACAGAGUGUAAAGGGGCACUCUCUUGCUUCAUUGUUGGCUAAGGUGGUACCAGGCAAGGACAAAUCCACAUCAAAACUUGAUAACAGCACCUCGUCCCGGAAAGUCGAUAACCUCAGGGGGUGUGACCUCCUCCAGGAAGUGUCUGUAACAAUACGACGCUUCAAAAAAACCUGUAUUCCAAAAGAAAGGGUCCAGCGAUGCGCCAUGCUGCAGUUCUCCGACUUUCAUGAGAAGCUUCUGCACACACUCUGUAAAAAGACAGCUGAUGGACUGGCUACAGAGCAUGCACAGAGUUUGGUUCUAGAUAUUCUUUGUUGGCUGGCUGGUGUACAUUCUAAUGGACCGGGCAGCUUACGAGAAGGAAAAGAGAGCUUGUUGUCUAAAACGAGACGAUGUCUUUCCGAUAUUGUGCGCACAUGUUUUUUUGAAGCAGGACGAAGUAUAGCUCAUAAAUGUGCCCGCUUCUUAGCACUCUGCAUAAGCAAUGGAAAAUGUGAUCCGAAUCAACAAGGCUUUGGCUUUGUCCUUUUGAAAGCUUUGCUGGAAAACAUGAGUUAUCUUCCCUCUUCAGCAACUGGAGGAGCAGUCUACUGGUACUUUGUCUUGUUAAAUUACGUGAAGGAUGAAGAUCUGGCUGGUUGUAGCACUGCCUGUGCCUCUCUGCUCACUGCCGUGUCCAGACAGCUGCAGGACCGGCUUACACCUAUGGAGGCGCUACUUCAGACUAGAUAUGGACUGUACAGUUCUCCUUUUGAUCCAGUACUCUUUGAUUUGGAAGUCAGCGGCUCCUCAUGUAAAAACAUAUACAAUAGUAGCUCUGGAAUCCAGUCAGAUGAAAUUGACCUUUCAGAUGUUCUUUUAGGUAGCGGAAAAGUGAACAGCAGCACAGCUGCCGAGGGCAGUUUCACGUCUCUGACUGGGCUGUUAGAAGUUGAGCCUUUGCACUUUACUUGCGUUUCCACAAGUGAUGGCACCAGAAUUGAGAGGGACGAUGCAAGUACAUUUACAGUGAGUACGUUUGGCGUGACCCCAGCAGUGGGCGGCUUGUCUGCUGGUACAGUGGGAGAAGCCUCAACCGCUCUGAGCUCCGCAGCUCAGGUCGCUCUACAAUCGCUCUCUCAUGCAAUGGCCUCAGCCGAACAGCAGCUCCAGGUACUGCAAGAGAAACAACAACAGCUUCUGAAGCUUCAGCAACAGAAGGCGAAACUGGAGGCCAAAUUGCAUCAGACCACAGCAGCCGCUGCCGCAGCUGCCUCUGCGGUGGGCCCAGUUCACAACUCUGUGCCUUCCAACCCUGUGGCUGCACCGGGAUUCUUUAUCCAUCCAUCUGAUGUCAUCCCUCCCACCCCAAAAACGACUCCUCUCUUCAUGACGCCGCCACUCACACCACCUAAUGAAGCCGUAUCAGCCGCCAUCAAUGCUGAACUCGCUCAGUUGUUCCCUGGCGCAGUUAUUGAUUCUCCUCCUGCCAUUCUUGCAGGACAUGGCAAAAACGCUAGCAAAUCUAGAGGGACCCAACUGGGCUCAGGUCUUGCUCUGGCCAUCUCCCACGCUUCUCAUUUCCUGCAGCCACCGCCUCAUCAGUCCAUUAUUAUUGAAAGAAUGCAUUCUGGUGCUCGAAGAUUUGUGACUUUAGAUUUUGGCAGGCCUGUGCUCCUUACAGAUAUUCUUAUUCCCACCUGUGGUGAUUUGGCCUCUUUAUCAAUUGACAUUUGGAGCUUAGGCGAAGAAGUUGAUGGUAGAAGAUUAGUCGUUGCAACUGACAUCAGCACCCAUUCACUCAUAUUACAUGAUUUGUUACCUCCACCGGUUUGCAGGUUCAUGAAGAUUACAGUCAUUGGACGAUAUGGAAGUACAAAUGCCCGGGCAAAGAUCCCACUGGGCUUUUAUUAUGGCCAUACCUAUAUUUUACCUUGGGAAAGUGAACUGAAACUAAUGCAUGACCCACUCAGAGGUGAAAGUGAGUCCUCAAGUCAGCCAGAGAUUGACCAGCAUCUCACCAUGAUGGUGGCUCUUCAGGAAGAUAUCCAGUGCAGGUAUAAUUUGGCCUGCCAUCGAUUAGAGACUCUGCUGCAAAGUAUUGACCUCCCCCCUCUGAACAGUGCCAACAACGCACAAUAUUUUCUAAGAAAGCCAGACAAAGCUGUUGAGGAGGACAGCAGAGUGUUUUCUGCUUAUCAAGACUGCAUCCAGCUUCAACUCCAGCUGAACCUGGCUCAUCAUGCAGUUCAGAGGCUUAAAGUUGCCCUCGGCGUGAGCAGGAAAACCUUGAUAGAACAGUUUGACUGUAGAGAGCUCAUUCACACAUCUUCAACUGAGCAGCUUCGCACAAUCAUCCGUUACCUUCUGGACACUUUGCUUAGCCUCCUUCACUCUUCAAAUGGACAUUCUGUGCCAGCGGUGCUCCAGAACACUUUCCAUGCUCAGGCUUGUGAAGAGCUCUUCAAGCACUUGUGUAUAAGUGGAACCCCAAAGAUUCGGCUGCACACUGGCCUUCUUCUGGUGCAGCUUUGCGGUGCAGAGAGGUGGUGGGGUCAAUUUCUUUCCAAUGUACUGCAGGAACUUUACAACUCGGAGCAGCUUCUGAUCUUCCCUCAAGAUCGAGUCUUUAUGCUGCUUUCUUGCAUAGGCCAAAGAUCACUUAGUAACAGUGGAGUCCUUGAAAGCUUAUUAAAUCUUCUAGACAGUCUGUUAUCACCUCUACAACCACAUCUUCCUGUGUACCGACGUGUUGAAGGUGUCCUAGACAUUCCGUUGAUAAGCUGGGUGGUCAUGCUGGUUUCUCGCCUACUGGAUUAUGUUGCCACUGUAGAAGAUGAAGCUGCGGCCUCCAAAAAACCUUUAAAUGGCAAAGAACGAGAGAGGUUCCUCACAGGGAAUCAAUGGAGUUUUAUAAAUAAUAGCCUGCACACACACAGCCUGAAUAGGUCAACCAAAGGAAGCAGCAGCUUGGAUAGGCUGUAUUCCAGGAAGAUCAGAAAACAGCUCGUUCACCACAAACAGCAACUUAACCUACUAAAGGCAAAACAGAAGGCUUUAGUAGAGCAAAUUGAAAAAGAGAAAAUACAGAGCAACAAGGGAUCCUCUUACAAGCUGCUGGUGGAACAAGCAAAGCUCAAACAAGCCACUUCUAAGCACUUUAAAGAUUUAAUACGCCUUCGCCGCACUGCUGAGUGGCCUCGGUCUGCUCAAGACACAGAAGUAUCUGCAACCAAAGAGAGCCCAGAAAUUGAGCCUCUGCCUUUCACCUUGGCGCAUGAGCGUUGUAUUUCUGUCGUGCAGAAGCUAGCUCUUUUUCUUUUGUCUAUGGACUUCACUUGUCAUGCUGAUCUCCUCCUGUUUGUAUGCAAGGUGCUUGCCAGAAUAGCAAAUGCCACCCGUCCGACUAUACAUUUGUGUGAGGUUGUGAAUGAACAGCAACUGGAAAGACUUCUGCUGCUGUUGGUUGGCACAGACUUUAACCGAGGAGACAUUUCUUGGGGUGGUGCCUGGGCACAAUAUUCUUUGACGUGCAUGCUUCAAGACAUUUUAGCAGGGGAGCUGUUGGCACCUAUAGCUGCUGAAGCCCUGGAUGAGUCUGCCAUGGGAGACGAGGCAGCAGCUGCAGCUGGUGACUCCGAUGAUUCAUUGCCGCAGUCCUCAGUCAUACCAUUAGUGGAAACGGUGGAUGAGCCUUUAACUCCUGACAUCACAGGUGCUCCUCCUCUAUCAUCUUUGGAUAAAGAUAAAGACAUUGACCUUGAAUUACUGCAAGACCUGAUGGAAGUUGAUAUUGAUCCUUUAGAUAUUGAUUUGGAAAAAGAUCCUCUUGCAGCCAAAGUCUUCAAGCCGAUCAGCAGCACAUGGUAUGAUUAUUGGGGUGCAGAUUAUGGCACCUACAAUUACAAUCCUUACCACAUUGGAGGUGUUGGGCUUCCUGUAGCAAAACCAGCAGCCACGACAGAAAAAAAUGGUACCCAAACUGUGACCGUAUCUGUGUCUCAAGCACUAGAUGCCCGUUUGGAGGUUGGUCUUGAACAGCAAGCAGAAUUAAUGUUGAAAAUGAUGUCCACUCUUGAGGCGGAUUCCAUUCUACAAGCGCUGACCAAUUCAUCACCAACUAUAUCACAGCCUUCUGGUGGGACGGACGACUCUUUAUUACGAGGGCUUCAUGUGUCGAGUCAGGCGAACCAGCUAAUUGUUCAGUCGUCUUCCAUUCCAAUGCUGAGUGCCUGCUUCAACAAGCUCUUUUCAAUGUUGCAAGUGCAUCAUGUUCAGCUCGAGUCUCUUCUGCAGUUAUGGCUCACAUUGAGCCUAAAUUCUAGCUCCAAUGGGGGCAAGGAAAAUGGAAGCGACCUGUUCUUAUACCAUGCUAAUAGAGUGCCGGUCAUCUCUGUAAAUCAAGCUUCUAUAACAAGCUUUUUAACAGUCCUGUCCUGGCAUCCAAGUACUUUACUCCGGACAUGGUGCCUUGUGCUUCAUAGCCUCACUCUUAUGACUAACAUGCAACUGAACUCUGGACCCAGCAGCACUAUUGGAGCUCAGGAAAACACUGCCCAACUAUUAGUUUCAGACUCAAACCUCCUUCACGUCCUUGUGAAAUUUCUCUCAGGAACAAACCCUCAUGGGACCAACCAGCACAGUCCCCAGGUUGGGCCCACUGCUACUCAGGCAAUGCAGGAGUUCCUGACGCGGCUACAAGUCCAUCUUUCUUCUACCAGCCCUCAGAUGUUCAGUGAAUUUUUACUAAAGCUUAUACACAUACUCUCCACAGAGAGAGGUCCUUUUCAGACAGGACAAGGGCCCCUGGAUGCUCAGGUGAAACUCUUAGAAUUCACUCUGGAACAGAAUUUCGAAGUUGUCUCGGUCAGCACCAUUUCUUCUGUAAUAGAGUCCGUUUCCUUUCUGGUUCAUCACUACAUUACCUGCUCUGACAAAGUGGUAUCCCGCAGUGGAUCUGAUAGCUCUGUUGGCGCACGGGCCUGCUUUGGAGGCUUGUUUGCAAAUAUUAUUCGACCUGGCGAUGCCAAAGCAGUAUGUGGAGAAAUGACUCGUGACCAGCUGAUGUUUGAUUUGUUAAAGUUGGUGAACAUCCUGGUUCAGUUGCCGCUUUCAAGUAACAAGGAGUUUAGUGCCCGGCCACCUAUUGUCAGCAGCACUACAGACAGUGUUUCUGACGAAGAGAAAGUCUACGGUGGAAAGGAUGCCAACAGCAAUUCUUCAGCUACACAAAGUUCCACUGCAUACGUGGCAGAUUUGGUGCUAGCUAACCAGCAGAUUAUGAGCCAAAUUCUCUCUGCCCUGGGCCAGUGCAACAGCAGUGCAAUGGCCAUGAUUAUUGGUGCAAGUGGUUUACAUUUAACUAAACAUGAAAACUUUCAUGGAGGAUUGGAUGCUAUAUCGGUUGGUGACGGCUUGUUCACCAUACUCACCACUCUCAGCAAGAAGGCCACCAGUGUUCAAGUUAUGCUGCAGCCUAUUUUAACUUACAUGGCGUGUGGCUAUAUGGGCAGACAGGGGUCUCUUUCCACUUGCCAGCUGUCAGAGCCUUUGCUCUGGUUCAUCCUAAGAGUUUUGGAUACAAGUGAGGCCUUGAAAGCGUUCCAUGAUAUGGGGGGUGUUCAACUCAUCUGCAAUAACAUGGUGACAAGCACAAGAGCAAUUGUUAACACUGCCAGAAGCAUGGUGUCUACAAUCAUGAAGUUUCUUGACUCUGGCCCCAGCAAAACCUCAGACAGCAGUUUGAAAGCGAGGGUGCUCGCUUCCGAGCCUGAUAAUGCAGAGGGAAUUCACAACUUCGCUCCUCUUGGUACAAUCACAUCAAGUAGUCCAACUGCCCAGCCUGCAGAAGUUCUUUUACAAGCCACCCCCCCACACCGGAGGGCACGGUCUGCUGCCUGGUCUUAUAUCUUUUUGCCAGAGGAAGCUUGGUGUGAUCUCACUAUUCACCUGCCAGCAGCUGUGCUUUUGAAGGAGAUCCAUAUUCAGCCUCACCUUGCAUCCCUUGCCACUUGCCCAUCUUCCGUCUCUGUGGAAAUAAGUGCUGAUGGAGUCAACAUGCUGCCACUGUCCACACCGCUCAACACUAGUGGACUGACAUACAUCAAAAUUCAGCUUGUGAAAGCAGAGGUAGCGUCUGCUGUCUGCCUUCGCCUCCACCGCCCUCGAGAUGCCAGCACUCUUGGACUAUCACAAAUUAAACUGCUGGGCCUGACAGCUUUUGGAAACACUUCAUCAGCAACUGUUAACAACCCGUUCCUUCCUUCUGAGGAUCAGGUGUCUAAAACAAGUAUUGGCUGGUUAAGACUUCUACAUCAUUGCCUCACUCAUAUCAGUGAACUGGAAGCAAUGAUGGCAAGCGCAGCAGCGCCCACAGCCAAUCUGUUACAGACAUGCGCUGCCUUACUGAUGUCUCCGUACUGUGGCAUGCAUUCUCCCAACAUUGAGGCAGUGCUGGUUAAGAUCGGACUUCAGUCUACCAGGAUAGGGCUUCGCCUCAUUGACAUCCUUCUGCGCAAUUGUGCUGCAUCUGGCAGUGACCCUGCAGACUUAAAUAGCCCUCUGCUAUUUGGAAGGCUUAAUGGUUUGUCCUCUGAUUCCACGAUAGAUAUUCUCUACCAGUUAGGGACUACCCAGGACCCUGGAACCAAGGAUAGAAUACAAGCUCUGUUGAAGUGGGUGAGUGAUUCUGCGAGGGUGGCUUCAUUGAAAAGAAAUGGGCGUAGCACUUUCAAUCCUUCAAACAAUUCACCAAGAGAGUUUGGUCUUCUGAUGCCAUCUCCUUCUCAUUUGCACUGUGUGGCGGCCAUUUUGUGGCAUAGUUACGAGCUUCCUGUGGAUUAUGACCUGCCUGGUUUGCUCAACAGAGAUCUAUUUGAGUCCCUGUAUAAAUGGUCCAUGUCUUUACCUUGCAACAUGGUCUUAAAAAAGGCCGUUGACGGACUGCUUUGCUCAAUGUGUCACAUCCACCCGAGUUACUUUUCUCUGCUCAUGGGUUGGAUGGGAAUUACCCCUCCUCCAAUACAAAGCCAGCACAGACUGUCCAUUACAGAUGAUAGCAAAAAGCAAGACCUUAAUGCUGCUCUGACAGACGACUCUAAAAAUGCACAAGCACCUCUUGCACUUACAGAGUCUCACCUGGCCACGCUUGCUGCUUCGUCACAGUCGCCAGAAGCCAUCAAGCAACUGCUGGACUCUGGUUUACCCUCUCUCCUUGUUAGGAGCCUAGUUAAUUUUUGCUUCAGUCACAUAUCGAAUUCAGACUUUGCUGCAGCCUCUGCGGAUGCCACACAGGAGAGACUCCGACGGCAGCACUCAUCUCAGCACUUUAGUAGGAUGCCGGUGACGGCAGACUUGGUGGCACCUAUUCUCAGGUUUCUGACUGAAGUUGGCAAUAGCCAUGUUAUGAAGGACUGGCUCGGAGGCUCUGAAGUUAACCCUCUUUGGACAGCACUUUUGUUUCUACUUUGUCAUUCUGGUGCCAGCUCGACGGGUCAUGUAAAUGGUUCCCAGCAGACCAAUUCCAGGUGCACUUUACUGAACUCCGCUGCAGGAAAUGGUCUCACCACUCAGCAAAGAACCGCUGUGGAAAAUGCAACCGUGGCCUUUUUCUUGCAGUGCAUAUCUUGUCAUCCAAAUAACCAGCGUUUAAUGGCACAGGUUCUCUGCGAGCUUUUCCAAUCUUCUCCACAGCGUGGGAAUCUCCCAGCGUCCGGAAACAUCUCUGGCUUCAUUAGAAGACUCUUCCUGCAAUUGAUGUUGGAAGAUGAAAAAGUUACCAUGUUCCUUCAGUCUCCCUGCCCGUUGUACAAGGGAAGAAUCAAUGCUACAAGUCACAUCAUCCAACAUCCCAUGUACGGAGCAGGACACAAGUUCCGCACCCUUCACCUGCCUAUUUCUACCACGCUGGCAGAGUUGCUUGACCGGGUCUCUGACACGCCAAGCAUUACUGCAAAGUUGAUUAGUGAGCAGAAAGAUGACAAGGAAAAGAAAAACCAUGAGGAGAAAGAGAAGGUGAAAGCUGAAAAUGGAUUCCAGGAUAAUUACAGCGUUGUCGUUGCUUCAGGAUUAAAAUCACAGUCGAAACGGGCUGUCUCCUCCACACCACCACGUCCACCAUCUAGACGAGGAAGAGUAAUGACUGAUAAAGUAGGUGGCUCUUCCUCAGGAGUGGACUCUUCAAGCAAGACCAUCAGCAUCCCUGUGUUCCACCUUUACCAUAAAUUGCUGCCAGGUCAGCCCUUACCCCCUGAAAUGACCCUUGCACAGCUCCUCACCCUCUUGUAUGAAAGAAAGCUCCCUCAAGGUUUUCAGUCAGUAGACCUAACAGUCAAACUUGGUUCCAAGGUGAUCUCUGAUCCAAGCUUGUCAAAAACUGAUUCCUUUAAGAGACUUCAUACUGAAAAAGGUAUGCUUUCAGCUUACGAACAUGGCGAUCUGCUUGGAGCCUGCCCAGAAGAUGAUGUACUGAGCCCAGGAGAUGAGUGCAUGGAAUCUCUUUUGGAUGAAUCUUUCCUGGAAACCUGUCCAAUCCAGUCACCAUUACAGGUGUUUGCAGGAAUGGGUGGACUGGCCCUCAUUGCUGAGCGUCUUCCCAUGCUUUAUCCGGAUGUUAUUCAGCAGGUCAGUGCUCCUGUGGUUACCUCAACAACACAAGAAAAACCAAAGGAUAGUGAUCAGUUUGAAUGGGUUACCAUUGAACAAUCGGGAGAGCUGGUCUAUGAAGCCCCAGAAACCAUUGCUGCAGAGCCCCCUCCCAUCAAGUCUGCCGUGCAGACCAUGUCUCCCAUCCCUGCCCACUCUCUUGCCGCAUUUGGACUCUUUCUCCGUCUCCCGGGGUACGCUGAAGUUCUGCUGAAGGAGAGGAAGCAUGCACAGUGCCUACUUCGUCUGGUGCUGGGAGUUACCGAUGAUGGGGAAGGAAGUCAUAUUUUACAGUCUCCAUCUGCAAAUGUCCUACCAACUCUUCCUUUUCAUGUUUUGCGCACCUUGUUCAGCACAAUGCCCCUCACCACAGAUGAUGGCGUGCUUCUGAGGCGUAUGGCACUAGAAAUCGGAGCUAUACAUCUCAUUCUUGCCUGCUUGUCCGCUCUGAGUCACCAUGCUCCCAGGAUACCCAAUUCUAGUUCCAAUCAAACAGAGCCACAGGUUUCCAGCACACACAACAGUGGCACUUGUGAAGAGCAGCAACUUUACUGGGCUAAGGGGACUGGAUUUGGCACCGGAUCUACCGCUUCGGGCUGGGACGUUGAGCAGGCCCUGACAAAACAGAGGCUGGAAGAAGAGCAUGUGACCUGCUUGUUAAUGGUUCUUGCUAGCUAUAUAAAUCCAUCUGGGUGUGCAGUUAAUGGAGAAGUGCCAACCAACGAAAUUCGAGGGCAAAACAGUAAUGCACUUCCAUCUGUCUUGUUGGAGCUACUAAGUCAAUCCUGUCUAAUACCGGCGAUGUCCUCAUACUUGCGGAAUGACUCAGUGUUGGACAUGGCCAGACAUGUGCCCCUGUACCGAGCCUUGCUGGAGCUGCUCCGAGCCAUUGCUUCAUGUGUUGCACUGGUACCUUUACUCCUUCCUCUUCCUGGUGUUAAUGGAGAAGAAGAGGAGGAACAGUCCGAGUCACAAACAUCGGUGGGGACUUUGCUGGCAAAAAUGAAGACCUGUGUUGACACCUAUACUAACAGAUUAAGGUCCAAGAAAGAUAAGGCCAAAGCUGGAGUGAAACCAGAUGCAUCUGAUCCUGAGCCAGAAGGACUAACGUUGUUAGUGCCAGACAUUCAGAGAACAGCUGAGAUAGUGUAUGCCGCCACCACCAGCCUCCGCCAAGCAAAUCAAGAAAAGAAGAUGGCCGAAUUCUCCAAAAAGGUCUCUGUGAAAUCAAAACCUUUCUCAGUCUUACGGUCCUUGGAAGAGAAAUAUGUUGCUGUUAUGAAAAAACUUCAGUUUGAUACCUUUGAGAUGGUGUCUGAAGACGAUGACGGAAAGCUGAUGUUUAAAGUGAAUUACCACUACAUGUCUCAGGUGAAAAACGCGAGUGAUGCAAACAGUGCAGCACGAGCCAGACGCCUGGCCCAGGAGGCAGUGACCCUUUCUACAUCGUUACCCCUGUCAUCCUCAUCCAGCGUCUUUGUCCGAUGUGAUGAGGAACGGCUAGACAUCAUGAAGGUUUUAAUAACAGGACCAGCAGACACCCCAUAUGCAAAUGGGUGUUUUGAAUUUGAUGUCUACUUUCCUCAAGAUUACCCAAAUUCACCUCCUCUUGUGAAUUUGGAGACGACGGGAGGACACAGUGUUAGGUUUAAUCCAAACCUUUACAAUGAUGGAAAGGUUUGUUUAAGCAUACUUAAUACUUGGCAUGGGAGACCAGAGGAGAAAUGGAAUCCACAGACAUCGAGUUUUUUGCAGGUAUUGGUGUCUGUCCAGUCCCUCAUCCUUGUAUCUGAACCAUAUUUUAAUGAGCCAGGAUAUGAGAGAUCAAGAGGAACACCAAGUGGCACACAGAGCUCCAGAGAAUAUGAUGGGAAUAUCCGACAGGCCACAGUCAAGUGGGCCAUGCUAGAACAAAUUAGGAAUCCUUCACCAUGUUUUAAAGAGGUGAUUCAUAAACACUUUUACUUGAAGCGAGCAGAAAUCAUGGCCCAGUGUGAAGACUGGAUAGUAGACAUUCAGCAGUUCAGCAGUGACAAACGUGUCGGCAGGACCAUGUCCCACCAUGCAGCAGCAUUAAAGCGGCAUACGGCUCAGCUCCGAGAAGAGCUCUUAAAGCUCCAGUGCCCCGAAGGCUUGGACCCAGACGCUGAUGAGUCUACAGAAAAAUGCCUUGCCACAGCAAGCUGCGAGGAGGCUUCACUGCACGAACAGGUCAAACCCAGCAGCAGUAAAGACAUCCCUGGUGACUUCAAAUUCUGAGCAGCUUUGGCAUGGACUUUUACACACAGGCUUUGAAGCACAGCCAAAUAUGUCCAUAUUUGUAUGUAAGAAGCUAAUUAUGUAAUAGUUAAUGAAGCUAAGACUAUUCUAUGCCCUUAAGGUUAUACAGAUUAAUUCAAGAUGAUCUUUUACCUGUAAAAGAGUGUAAACUUUUUUUGUGCUUUUAUUUUUCAAUUGUGAGAACCACUGAUUGGUAUGUUUAGCAAAUGGAAAAUGGUGAAAUCACUGAAAUAAGGGAAAUGUUCCUUACGAAAGAAUGUUUACUGAAUGUUUUUUGUUUUUGUUUUUUUCUUUUGUUUUUUUUACCAAUAGAUUGAGGGCGGUGUAACAAAGAAUAUAUAUUGGUCAUUCUUAUUACUACAACUAUUUAAAGACUGCAAAUUUUCACUGAAUUUGAUAGGUUUUGGCCAUACCUUCAUUCUCAUUUUUUGAUU